CUCUUUUACACAGACACACACACACCCAGAACAGCUAUACAUAGACACAGCUCAGCUGAACAGAGCAGGGGAUACACCGAGGAUAUACACUUCCAGACUCCUUAAGAGUUAGACAGAGACACCCAAGAUCUACUUUCUAACCUGUCACUUAAUAGACUUUACCAACUUAACGAGUGUCACAGACCUAUAGAGUCAAAGUAAGACAGCUGGAAAACCUGUUUACAAUUCCUGGUUGGAAAAUAUAAUAAUUAUUUGGAUAUUGGGGGAAAAAAACGUCCCUGAAGGAAUAAUUUAGAAGAGACUGAUGCCUUUUCGUUCUUCUUGGACAGAUAUGAUACUUUGUGUGCGAGGUCCACAAAGCCUACUGGCAGAUCAGAGGUCCCGAAGACGUUCCUCUUGUGUGGGUGUCCCUGGAUUUUCAUCUGACCAAGUGAUGCAUCCUCUAAACCCCCCAGUCUGUUUGAGACAGACUUCUUCCAACAACCAGGACACCUUAAGGAUAGCAGACAAUCCCUUAUCCCUUCCAACGCCACAAGCUAUGAAUCGUGACCCUGAAGAAGACCUGCUAUGUAUUGCUAAGACCUUCUGCUACCUGCAGGAAUCUGGAUGGUACUGGGGUUCCAUUACAGCCACAGAGGCAAAGCAGCAAUUACAGAAGAGACCAGAAGGUGUCUUCCUGGUGAGGGACAGCACACAUCCAAGCUACCUCUUCACCUUAUCAGUUCGCACUAAUAGAGGUCCCACAAACAUUCGCAUUGAGUAUUCUAACAGUCAGUUCCAAUUGGACACCAACAGCCUUUCCAAGCCUCUUAUCUUAUCCUUCCCAGAUGUGGUCAGCUUGGUGCAAUAUUAUGUGUCUACUUGUAACUCCGAGGGUGGUGAGGAGUCAACCUGCCAAGAUCCCAUUGGGCCACCUUCACCGAAAGAGCCUGCCGCCGUGCACUUAAAACUACUGAAACCCCUUCCCAAAGCAGGAAGGACCUCCAGCUUACAGCACCUAUGCCGACUAGAAAUAAAUAAGAACUUAACACCUGGCAAAGAUGUGGCAGACCUCCCACUCCCCAACAGAAUGAUAGAAUUUUUGCAGAGGUACCCAUUCACGCUCUGAGUGUCCCUUGGCAGGAUAUUUCCAUCUUGACUGUGUCUGCCAUGCAGAUGUACUAACUUAGUCACCAUACCAGGGUGGCACUUGUGAUCCCCAAGACUUUGUAUCUACAAUAUUUAUUUAAUUAUUUUUAUAUCCAGAUUUCUUGAGAGGUUUCACCAGCUGUGAUCUCCAGAUUCUAUGAAGAGGAAUUAUUCAACGUAUUACAUAUCACAUAAUGUACCGCUAGUUCUUAUUGUUACUGUGUAAACAUCUAAAGGAAUUUAGAGACAAUUAAUAGUAUAUUAUAUAAGUUUUUUAAUAGACACCAGGAAGCCAGAAAGGAGAUCGGUGCUGCUAAUUACACAACACAAUUACCUGUAUUUGCAAAGAGCAGAUUAUAGUUGCAGAUAGGUUACAUUUCUAUGUGAUGAGUCUGCUCGUCAGCCUGCAGCAAUUCUAGUAACUGUUAUACAGAGAAUCAGACUCAUGAGUCGCUCCAUGUGAAAUAAAUAGGACAUUUGAUAUUA
Bombina bombina (fire-bellied toad) is the source of this 1614-nucleotide messenger RNA. RefSeq names its product cytokine inducible SH2 containing protein (gene CISH). The transcript is spliced from 3 exons. Gene Ontology annotation, molecular function: 1-phosphatidylinositol-3-kinase regulator activity. The coding region runs from base 305 to 1108 and encodes 267 amino acids. Gene Ontology annotation, cellular component: phosphatidylinositol 3-kinase complex. Gene Ontology annotation, biological process: intracellular signal transduction; phosphatidylinositol phosphate biosynthetic process. NCBI's taxonomy places the organism in Eukaryota, Metazoa, Chordata, Amphibia, Anura, Bombinatoridae. The record is from RefSeq and is a predicted model, not a curated record.